This is a messenger RNA of Rotaria sordida, 1056 nucleotides long. The record is from the annotation of a GenBank genome assembly. NCBI's taxonomy places the organism in Eukaryota, Metazoa, Rotifera, Eurotatoria, Philodinida, Philodinidae.
AUGAGAGUUAUUCUAAUCGGUGCUGGUAUAUCAAAUGCUUUGAUAUCUUUUUUACUUCGUCGUCAAUAUGGUCCUGCAAUAAAACUUAUUGUCUUCGAUAAAGACAAAAGCGUUGGUGGUCGAAUGACAACUAGUUGUGAUAGCGAAGGAAAUCAUCAUUGUUUUAUUGAUAUGGGUGCUCAAUAUUUAACAUUAACUAAAUCAAACAGUACAACAACAAAACUUUUUCAACAAUUAAUCGAUGAUCAUGUUAUUGAAUUACUUGAUAAACAAAAUACAAUUGGUAUGCGUGAAAAUCCAGAUAAAAUUGAUUAUAUGGCACCACGUGGAAUAGCAUCCGUCGUACGAUAUUUUUUUGAACAAGCAGUUGUUGAAAUCAAUCUUUCAAAACAUAUCACAAAAAUUGAUCUUGAUUCAACCAAUAAUAAAUGUGCAAUAUCAACUAAUGAAGAAAAAUUAGAUGAAGCUGAAGUUGUUAUUGUUACUGUUCCAGUACCACAAGUACUUACUCAAUUCAAAGGUUCCAUUGCUCAAUUAAUAGACGAUAAAAAAGAAGUCAAAGAUAAACUUGGUCAAGUUAAAUAUUCUAGUCGUUUUGCUGUUGGUCUUUAUUAUCCAACUUCAAUAAUAAAUCUCAAUAUUCCAUGGCGUAUCUAUUAUGUAGAUAAAAAUGAAAAUGAUUGUCUUCGUUAUCUUGCAAUAGAUAAUGCAAAACGAAAUAAAAAUGAACCACCUUUUUCUUUAAUUGCUCAUACAAAUGUUGAUUUUGGUGCAAAAUAUAUUGAAGCAGAUACAAGAGUUAUUGGAGAACAAAUUAAAGAAAAUAUCUUUCAAUUUUUACCUGAACUUCCACGUGAUAUUAAUAAUACAAAAUAUCAUAAAUGGAAAUAUUCACAAGUUAUUCAAUCGUAUCCAGAUACACCAGGUUAUGUUUUACUGAAUGAACAUCCUUUGUUAGUACUUGCUGGUGAUAGUUUUGCAGCUGAAUCGACAUUUGAAGGAUGUAUUGAAGCAGCAAUUGAAACAGCAAAAAAAAUUUGUGAACUAUUUAAUUAA